This is a messenger RNA of Etheostoma spectabile (orangethroat darter), 7738 nucleotides long. It is a transcript of the gene tnk2b, whose product is annotated as tyrosine kinase, non-receptor, 2b. The coding region runs from base 1343 to 5029 and encodes 1228 amino acids. Gene Ontology annotation, molecular function: protein tyrosine kinase activity; ATP binding; protein serine/threonine/tyrosine kinase activity. NCBI's taxonomy places the organism in Eukaryota, Metazoa, Chordata, Actinopteri, Perciformes, Percidae. Gene Ontology annotation, biological process: regulation of keratinocyte differentiation; negative regulation of epidermal growth factor receptor signaling pathway; protein phosphorylation. The record is from RefSeq and is a predicted model, not a curated record. The transcript is spliced from 18 exons.
UGGGAUGGGUUGAUGUUGCCACGGUAAUAGAAGAGGCGACCACUCACAAAAUCAUCGAGCCGGGGCUGAAAUGGGAAAAAAAAUAAUCAAGUGGAGGGGUGUGGAAAGUGGGUUAGAGGGUGAGGGACUGAAAGGAGGAGAGGAGGGGGAAAUCAACAACAACAACAGCCGUGGAUUAGGCAUCGGCCGAGCAAUCAGGAAGUCUAUUUAGGACAAAGCAUCGUUAAAAAUCCUCCCAGACUUUAGCAGUGAUUGUCAGAGCUGAGCUGCCAGUCCGAUUGGACAGUUGCUCAAUAUCUAUGGGGAAGCACACAAAGGAAGGAUGAAAUAAGACAGGUGAAAAAUGAAGAACUUGCUCCUUCACUGCUGUCAUAUUUCACUGCUGGCGAUGAGUGAGAGGAGGUAAGCUGGCCGGUGUGAUGCCUGAUGCCAAAAUAGAAACAGGGAGAGAGAGAGGGACAUCGCUGGAUAUGAAGAGCCUGCAGCAAUAAGGCCUGGCAAACAAGAGCAGAUAGAGAGAAAGAGAGAGAGACAGCAAAGAUGUGAGAGAUAGAUUGAGGGUAGAGGUUAUUACUGUGGCGCGAGAUGGGUCGACAGAAAUAGAGUCUGCUGGAUUUGUCACCUCCAGUGCCACACCUCGGCUGCAUCAUCCCAAUGCUCCAUCCUGGCUGCAGCAGCUUUUACACAUGGGAUUUGCUUGUUUAGGAGGACAAUUAAUGAUCAGUAAAUAAUUUGGAAUGAUCGGUUGAACACCUUGGAGGCUCUCUGAGGAUUUAAGCCCCCGGCAUGUGAAAAGGACAAACUGUACUGUCUUUUAUUGAAUUGGAUGUCUUCUGUUUUUCUUCAGAAGAGGAAGAAUCCCUGCCUGCCCACACAACAAUGCAAAAUUAGGGACUAUGUUCAUUCACCAUCAAGAAUUACUGUCUGCAGCUUGCCAGAGCUAUUUCCAUAAAGAUAAGCACCUGUGCUUUUACAGACUGGUCAGUCAGUGAACACAGCCCUGUUAUCACUGUGUGAAGAUGAAGAACUCAUUGUCCGACCAUUUUCAAGGAAAGCUGACUCAACCUAAAUGAGAAAGACAAUGAAGGUGGGCGUAUUGGAAGUAUACAGUGGCAGCACAGUUAGCCGAAUGAUUAGAGAGCUUCCUGAAAUAAUGCAGUGCUGUACUGUGAAUGACAUGCAGAAUACUGUACUUGCCUUCUAAUGACAGGACAGACCUCACAGCGGGCCAACUGACCUGACUGACCGUGCGUGGGUUGCUCACUGACUGGAGCUGUGGCUAUUUGAGGACUUUAAGGACACGUAGCCCCAGGCAGGUACUGGCCGGAGUUGGAGCCCCACCAUGGGGGAGACGGCAGAAUACCAGAGGCUGCAGGAGACGUCAGAGUCUGACUACCAACGCCUGCCCAGCGAUGACGAAGAGAAACUGGGCGGUAGCAUGCAGUGCGAGGAAGGCACAGAAUGGCUACUGGAGCUGCUGAUGGAGGUGCAGUUGCAGCAGUACUUGCUGCGGAUCCGGGAUGACCUUAAUGUCACACGGCUGUCACACUUCGACUACGUCAAGAAUGAAGACUUGGAGAAGAUCGGCAUGGGUCGACCUGGGCAGAGACGACUGUGGGAGGCUGUGAAAAGGAGGAAAGCCAUGUGCAAGCGCAAGUCCUGGAUGAGCAAGGUGUUUAGUGGUAAGCGUCCAGACGGCGGAGACUUCCCCCAGCAGGGCCAGCCGGCCUCUUCCUUUCGUAAGCUGUCUCCCACACCUCCACUGGGUCUGGGGGAUGGAGUCCUGGCCACACAGCCCGAUGGUGUCGCUCCUCUUGACGGGCAGCAGCAGGCUCUGACCUGCCUUAUCCCAGAGAAGGAUCUGACGCUGUUUGAGAAGCUGGGGGACGGCUCCUUUGGUGUAGUGAAAAGAGGAGAGUGGCUCACGCCCGCAGGGAAGGUGCUGAACGUGGCUGUGAAGUGUCUGAAGACAGAUGUGCUCAGCCAGCCCGAUGCUCUAGAGGACUUCAUCUGUGAGGUCAACGCCAUGCACUCCCUAGACCACCAGAACCUCAUUCGCCUCUACGGUGUGGUGCUCACACACCCAAUGAAGAUGGUGACCGAGCUGGCUCCCUUAGGUUCUCUGCUGGAGCGUUUGCGAUGUGUUCGUCUACAGGGCCCAGUGUUGAUCCACACUCUGUGUCAGUAUGCUGUACAGGUGGCCUGCGGCAUGGCCUAUCUGGAGCAGAGGCGGUUCAUCCACAGGGACCUGGCAGCCAGGAACAUCCUGCUGGCCUCAGCUCACAGAGUGAAGAUCGGUGACUUUGGCCUGAUGAGGGCGCUGCCCAACAACCAUGAGCACUAUGUCAUGCAAGAGCAUCGAAAGGUCCCCUUUGCAUGGUGCGCCCCAGAGAGUCUGAAGACCAGAACGUUCUCCCAUGCUACAGACACUUGGAUGUUUGGAGUCACUCUCUGGGAAAUGUUCACACAUGGUCAGGAGCCUUGGCUGGGCCUCAAUGGGAGCCAGAUCUUGCACAAGAUUGAUAAAGAAGGCGAACGCCUCCCUAAGCCUGAAGACUGUCCGCAGGAUAUCUAUCAUGUUGUGCUGCAGUGUUGGGCUCAGAAACCAGACGACAGACCCACCUUUGUCGCCCUGCGUGAGUUCCUGCUUGAGACCAUGCCCACAGACAUGUGUGCUCUGCAGGACUUUGACGAGCCUGACAAACUCCAGAUCCAGCUCAGUGAUGUCAUCACUAUCAUAGAGGGGAGGGCUGAGAACUACUGGUGGCGAGGUCAAAACAAGCGGACCCUUAAGGUCGGACCGUUCCCUAGAAACGUGGUGACGUCAGUAGCGGGUUUAUCGGCCCAUGACAUCAGCCGGCCGCUCAAGAACAGCUUCAUCCACACAGGACACGGAGACACCAACCCUCAUCGCUGCUGGGGCUUCCCUGACAGGAUUGACGAUUUGUACCUCGGUAAUCCCAUGGAUCCUCCUGAUGUCCUUGCUGUAGACCCCAGUGGUGCUCGACCCACACAGCUACCAGGACGAGCUAAAAAAGAGCCUCCUCCCCGACCUCCUCAGCCAGCACUGUUAAUCAAGAGUAAGUCUGGUUUCUCUCAGCAGCUCCUCACCCAUUGCUCCUGCCCUCUCUGUUCCCUCCUAGCACCACUCCUCAAAGAGCCUUGUUAUGAUUCAGUAAACGAUGAUGAGGAUCUGACUUCGGCAGGGCUAAAGAGGUUAUCACUUCGGAAAACGGGUUCCAUCAAAGGCUUAAAACUGAAACCCGCUGCAUGGGUCUCUGCUUGCAAACAGGGGGGUGGCCGGACUUCAGGCUCAGGCCACAACCACAACAGUGAAGUGUCCCUCAUUGACUUUGGAGAGGAGUUCCCCCCACCCACACCAUCCCCCUCCCCUGUGGUUGAAAUCCAGAUUCCUUUACUGGCAAAGCUAGCUUUGGAAGCAGAGAACAUCCUGGACCGGACUCCAUCUCAGAGUCCAUCCAGAUCGCUUCCCCGCCCCCUUCACCCUACGCCAGUAGUGGACUGGGAUGCCCGGCCAUUACCCCCACCCCCUGCCUAUGACGAUGUGGCCCAAGACGAAGACGAUAUGGAGGUGAGCUCCAUCAACAGCUCAGAGCAACAGCAUGAAGAGGAGCAGAGUGAUGUCCAUAACCCAGAUCAGGCUCCCAUCUCCGGACUGAAGGGGGAGAAUGAGGCUCUUGUCUCCAGGGGUCUAGACAGAUCAGGCCUGGAGGACAACCUCUUUCUCCCCAGCAAGCCGACCCAGGUUCUGUCCACCUCCUUCUCCCAGUCAGCAGAGAUCUUCCAGGAACUCCAGCAAGAGUGCAUGAGGAAACUAAAUGUACCGACUGGAAGUGCGACACGGUCAAGCUCCCCAUCCCAGAGCUCAGUCAUGAGUUCCCAGAAUCCACAAACCCAUGAGGGGCACCAGCAGAGUGUCUUCUUCUCCACUGAGGACAGACCCCAGGUCCCCCCACGUGUCCCUAUACCCCCUCGCCCCAUAAAGAGGGGUGACUACACAUCUGCUCGCUGGUCAAGGGAUCUUUCCCUGUCACCUACGCCAACAGACACCACAGAGGACGUUUCAGGCCCAAACCGGCCACCUCAGAUUCCUCCCAGGGACCUUUUGUCCCAGCCGGGCUCCAGGACUCCCAGCCCCAUGGGCCUGGUAGUGGGCUCCCCCCAGCAGAGAGUCUACUCUGUCAGCCCCACAACCAUGCAGGCUCCUCUUAGCUCCUGCCCUUCCACACACACCUUUGGCUCCUACCUCUCCACCUCUCCAGGUAAACUCAUGCCUCCCACGCACAGCUUUGCCUCAGAUCCUAAAUAUGCUGCACCCAAAGUGAUCCAGGCGCAGGGGAAGGACACCGCCAGCAAGGGCCCCUGUAUCCUCCCCAUCGUCCGCGAUGGACGUAAAGUCAGUAACACACAUUAUUACCUACUGCCGGAGAGGCCCCCAUACCUCGACCGCUAUGACCGCUUCUUCAGGGAGGCAGAGAGCCUGCCUGUCAGCGGUGUGGAGGAAAGGCAUGUACGGCAAGUUAACACUGCCACUGUCAGACCCAUGGUGGUCAGCAGCCAGACUCUCCAGGGAAAGGGGCUUGUCCAGCCGAGCGAGCCGAAGGCUAAUUUCUCCUCCAACAAUAACAGCAGUCUGGGAGCACCCCGAUCAGGGAUGAAGACAUCAGUUAGUCUCCCUCGCGUCUGUUCAGACGGGCUGACAGCAGCGGUGGUGGUCACUGGUUCUUGCAUCAGGACAGAUGGAGGAGCGAACUCAGCUGACAGGCUCAAAAUGGUGCAGGAGGCAGUUCACGGUGUCACAAUAGAGGAGUGCCAAGCCGCCCUCCAGAACCACAACUGGAAUGUCCAGAAAGCUGUGCAUUAUCUAAAGGUGGAGCAGUUGUUCUGUUUGGGCCUGAGGAGCAGGUCAGAGUGUCUAAAGCUGCUGGAGAUGUGUGACGGGAACCUGGAGGUGGCUAGCAAUCAGUUGUUAGAUAACUAUGGAUCCACAACAAAACAGAGAUGGUGACAUAAAUCGCAAGCUGCUGAUCUCUGAUUGGACCUUCAUUCUCAGUAAAACAUCCUCAUAGGAUGUGAAUCUGUUCCUGACCCUUCUUAUUUAUGCUUCAGACACGCCUCCAAUCAGAAGACUGUUUUCAUUCUGACUAUAGACGAAUCAAGCACAUUUUCACUGAACUAGCACAAAAUACCAAACUGUAUUACGGCUCUUUCCAGGAAUUACACCUGGGUGGUAAAAAUAGAAGACUUUGGGUUAUUUGGAUUUUGGUCUGAAAGAUAUGUGAUUGUUGCACUUAUUAAGAAAUUGUAGAAUGCCCUCUCCCACCUUUUCCAAGUUGUUGGACACAGAAAUGGCAUUGUACUUUGUGAGUUCAAUUUCAUGUGGUGAACCUGAAAUGUCACAGAUCCUGGGUGCUACCACACUGUGUCAGAUCCACUUACUGGUUUCCUCACUGCCGCAGUUACAUUGUUGACCAGCUGCUGAGAGAUACUUUAUCCAUCUUUUUUUGUUGUCAUUAAAAAGCCAGUUAGAAAGUGACACCAUAUAUCGCCAUGAGGCAAUUGUAUGUUGUCAGAAUAUUGCAUAAGAACUAUUACCGUUUGACUGAAAGCUGGUAUCUCACUUAGUGAACAAUGUCAGAAUUGAACCGAAAUACUGUAUAGUAUAUACAGAUUUUACCUCUACCACAUUCAACAAAAACAAAACAAAUAAUACUUAUUUGAAAUAAUAUAGCCCGUUUACAGUUGUAAAGAGGGGAUAUGAUCGUGCAAAUUGUUUGCUGCUGAAAGACUGUGGCAUCAAGGAAAAAUGUGCAGACUGCUGCAAAAUAAACAUUUAGACCGCUCUACAAUGAAAAGAAAAGCUUAUCAAUCGUUUGUAUAAUACAUUUAGUAUUGACGCAGUGCUGCACAAGAAACAAAGGUGAAACCAGCCCCUGAAUCUGAAGAAUUAAUGGAAAUAGAAGAUCAGGGAAGCAGUUUGUCCAAGAUUCCCUUCUUUUAAGACUUACAAAACUGUCUAAUAUAUAUUCAAAGGGUAUUAGAAAUAUAUCCUUUAUAAAGAGACAUUUAUGUGUUUGUUAACCACAUAUUAUUGUAUUGUUUUAAUAUAUUUUGAACACGAUGCUUAUAGACAAGAGAAGACUGUUUUGUAUAGUACUGGGCAGGCCAUUUUAAAAAUUAUUUAAAUGUGUCUCUCCCUGAGUUGAACUGUCCUAGACUAUUGUGGCAUGUGGCUUAAGAUCAAAAGGCCACACAGUCAGUGGAAACUUCCCACACUCAAGAUUUCCUUAUUCCUUCCUUAUAAGCACUUUGCCCAAACUCCUGAGCAUCAGCUGAAAACUCCUGCCAGCUGGGUAUUUUCUACAGACUAUGUUGGCAGCUAAUAACAGCACGGACGUGAAAUGUACCCCAAGGCACAGAUCCUGUCCCAUAAUAUUCACUCAAUACCACAACUGUGAUAUUUUGGUCAGCAGCUUUGGGGCGAUAAUUUAAAACUGGGAGGACGUGUAAGUCUCUGUGUGAACAGUGUGUGUGAGCCCAAUGAAUAUAGAAUACUUUUGGGCCUGUCUGGCUUCUAUUCUUCUGUUUUAUUCCAGAUGCACUUAAUAUGUGAGGUCUCAACAAAAAGUAAGGGAAAUAAAAGGCAUUCCACAUGCUUUGAUUUGAUUCUGUCAACCAAAUGUCAAAAGAACAAUAGUUUAAAGGCAGCAAUUUAUGGUCAACCUACAUGAUUCUUCAGUGCUACAGAAAAAAAACAAUAACAUAUUCGCCAACUGGUACCCAACUAUUUACAUUUAAAUGAUUGUCCACAUUUAAUGACUGACAUUGCUCUAUAAAAAUGAUUCCCACAAAAAACAUAUGUGACAGGUCUCUCGGCACAAUCUGUUUGGGCAUGAAUUUCAAAUGGCCUCUAAACAAAAACUAAUAUGGAACAACAACAAGCCUGCUACCGGCCUGUGAAAUUGAUAUACAUGACUGAUAUUGGAUGAUAACCUCCAGUAAAAGCUUUCCUCCGUGUGCAAUAAGGCUGCUGUAGAACCUGUAACCUCCCAGUCUGUUCAUCCAUCAGUGCCAUUUAAUUGUGUAAAAAGAGCUUUAAUCUCUGUUGUUAUGUACAUUAGUAAAUGAAUGCACAGUAAACAGUUUUCAGUAACAAGUUUUUGGUGAUUCAGUUUUCCUUUUCAGAGAAGAUUGAAGUUGUCCUUAAACACUGAUUCAGAGUCAGUUUUACCAGCUCUUCCCCUUGUGUUGUGGUAAAGCUUGUUGUUAACCAGUGGGUUAGGACAGUUUAAUGUGAUGGUUGCCUUCACAGUCUGUCCAUGUGUUGUUUUGUCUUCAUACCAAGCUGCUGUAGUUUUAUUGAAGGACUGAAAUGAACCUUGUGGUGUUAUGAUCAACCUAAAGCAACGUGCUCCUGUUGUGGUGUUGAGACUCUGUUAGAAAACUCUGUUCAUUUUAGUAUUUGUUUGCCAGAUCAGUUUCUUCAGAAACUGUCUGCUAUUUUAAGUCAUUCAUAUUGUUUUUGCUGUUUAUUUCUUAAAUCCUAACUUGCCAUUUCUUCCUCAUUUGUAUGUAAUUGCUUCCCAGAAUGUAUUAUUUUAAAUGCCUACUGUACAGUUGGAUUUCAUUGUUUCUCUCCUCCUAGGUUGAUGGAAAUGUUUAAGAGAAGUUCAUGCUGCCAAAUUUAAAAAUGUAUUUUUUAUUAAAUAAUUAUUUU